CUAAGGAAGAACGUGAUGCCGAAGUGGGAAUUCCACAUCUGGGCCGCGAGCUUCCUUAACCGACGGGAUUUUGCCGGGGGUGAGUCAGCGUUCUCCAGCUGGAUUGUUUUCCUGCUUCUCGGGCGAGGCCGGGAUCCGUGGGAGCUCCGGCCGCUCAGCCGCCGGAAAUUCGAGCGCCGCCGAACGGCGAUCCCAACGCGCGAAUCCGGUCAGUCGGCCGUAUUUAUCGAGCGCUUGCCGGGCGCAGAGCGCCGUACCGAGGACACCCUAACAGCCGACAGAUACGUUCCUCGCCCGCCACGGGCUGGCGGUCCGGAGGAGGACCCGGACGUUAAUAGAAAUAAAUCGAUUACGGAUAUCCGGGGCCACCCCCCACCCCGGCCGCGGCGGCAGAUGGACGACCCGGACGACAGCCUGAGCCUGGCGGACGCCCUGACCGAGCCGGUCCCCGACGUCGAGGAGGCGGUGAAGCGGGACUUCAUCGCCACCCUGGAGGCGGAGGCCUUCGACGACGUGGUCGGGGAGACCGUGGGCAAGACGGACUACAUCCCCCUCCUGGACCGCGACGACGGGGCCGCGGACGGGCCCGGCGGCCCGGAGCCCGGCAGCGAACCCCGCCCGGACGAGGGGCCGGCAGAACAUGCUUCGGCUGCCAAAGGGGUGGUGCUGGCCAACGGCGACCACGGAGUGCGGGACGGCGAUGCCAGAGCCUCUCCCGCCGAGCUUCCGGACGAGAUGGCGUCUCACGGCGACUUUCUGGACAACAGGCAGAGCUGGCCGGAGGACGACAGAGACUUCUGCUUCCAGCCCCAGCUGGUGACGAACCCCCCGGAUCUGGACCCCUUUAAGAUGCUCCGAGACAACACGCUGCCUGAUCCACCGUUCCCGUGGCCCGGGGCGGCCCACAGCCUUAUCUUCACCGAGCACUCGGACGACCUGAAUGACUUUCGGGGUUCAGACGUGCCCCCGUGCGCCUCCGCCGCGGAUCCAAGACCAGUGGAUGAAUUCCCUACUGCCGAAAUGUCACCCUUCGACUUCCUGGAAUCUCCCGUUCGCCCUCCGCAGCCCCCGGCAGCAGCGGCCAAGGAGGCUCCCGGGAGAGGAUUCGAAGAGACGGAGCGGCCAACGAGCGAGGUCCGGUCGCCGGCCGAGGACGUCGACGCGUCCCCGGCCGAGGAGGCCGCGACACGGCCGGUCCUCGACGCGCAACGGACACCGAGCGAGGAGAACCCCCUAGCCGGGGAGGUAGAGGAGACCCUCACUCCCGAGGAGGAAGAGUCGUUCCUUCUCGAGCUGGGCCCGACGCCAUCCGAGGGGGCGCCCGCUGCCCGGGAAGUAGAGGGGACGCCCACCCCCAAGAAGGAAGUAGCCCCGGGCAAGGAGCCGGCGCCGACCCCGACCGAGGAGACCCCCCCGGGCAAGCGAGGAGAGGGGGCGUCCACCCCCGAGGAGGAGGAGCUGCCCAAGGAGACGCCCGCGGUCGAGGAAACGGAAGCGACGCCCACCCCCGAGAAGGACGCCGGGCCGGCCCUGGGGCCGACCCCCACCCAGGAGACCCCCGCGGUCAAGGAAGCGGACGUGACGCCCGCCCCCGAGCCGCCCAGGGGGCUGACCCCGACCGAGGAGACCCCCACGGUCAAGCGAGAAGGGGGAGCGAUGACCCCUGAGGAGGAGGAGUUGGUACCGCCGGCCUCUCCGGGGCGGUCGACGCCACCCAAGGAGACGACGCCUCGGGCCCGGGAGGAGGAGGGGAUGCCCGGCCCCGAGAAGGAAGCCGGGCCGGCGGAGGAGCCGGACCUGGCGCCGCCCGAGGGGUCCUUCCCAGCCGUGGGAGGCGAGGAGACCCCCUCCCCCGGGGAGACGGCGACCCCAACCAAGCCGCCGGAGUCGGCGGCGUCCGUCAAGGAGGCGGAGGCGCCGCCCUCCCCAGAGAAGGAGGCGGCCCCCGCGGCCGCCGUGGCGGAGGCGGCGACGGUACAAGCCGGGGAGACGGCGAAAGAAACCCCUCCGGCCAAGAAGGCGGGCACACCGGGCGAGGACGCGGGGUCCCCGCCCGCCGGGGAAGUGGCAUCGGCCAAGGAGGCAGAGCUUGAGGGGCUCCGGCUGGGACCCCCUCUCGCCGCCGAGGUCGCGGGCGCCUCUUCGUUCACGGCAACACCGGGCCUCGAUCCUACGGUGGAGGAGUGGGCGGCGUUUGACCGUUGGAGCCAGAGGUCCCCAGGGCCACACAGCCAAGCUCCUGCAGAUCCUUUAGAACCGGUGGCAGCCAUGGAGCCGAAACCAAGGUCCCCCGAGCCCCCCGUGCCCGCGACAGAUAAGGCGCCCGCCGUAGAAAAGCUGGAGGCGACCGAACCGUCCGUCUUUCCACCCCCAGCUCAGCCUCCAGAGCCUGCAGCGCCAGCCCCGAAGCUCGCGGCGUCGGUAGACGCUGAAGAGGCGCGUCCAGGGGAGACCGCCCCCGAGGCCGACCUCGCCGGAAUGGAGAAGCCCGCGGAGGAGGGGACGCCCAGCCGCCUCCCGCCCCCACAGCCUCCUCGGGAACCCACAGGUCUCCUCACCUCCCAAAUUAGGCCUGGGCCCCAAUCCGGCGAGCGCUUGUUUGACAGGGCUGCGCCCGCCCUCCUUAGCGACGCCCCGGCCGAGCGGCCGGGAGGAGGUCCCCCCCCGCGGAAGAGCUCGGAGCCACGGACGGACCUCUCCUUCGGGCCCCCCAGGGCCAGGCCCCCGCCCCGGAAGAUCCCCUACGGAGACGGGGCCCCGCCCCGCCGGGACCUGGGGAGGGAGAGCUGGGAGCCGGAAGGGGGGCCGGCCCUGCUGAGGAAGAAAAAGAAGAAACCGAGGCCGAAGAGGAACCCGCCCCCGAGAGGAGGGGAGCCUUGGGAGGACGAAGGCGCCGAGGGGCCGGGGGGGGCUCCCCCCUUCGGGGCAGAGAGGGAGAAGGGGCCCGGGGAGACGCCUCGAGGCCUCGAGGGCCCGGCUCCAGGCCGCCCCGAUCCCCGGCCCGGCCCGGCCCGGCCCGCGCUGGACGGCGAGGCCGGAGGGAAGGCCGCCCGCGUGGCGGAAAUGAAAGGCCACGGCUUGGGGCCCCGGAGCCCGGAUCGGGGUCCCGGGGACCAGGAGGCGGCCACGCCACCGGACCUCAGACGCAGAGACACCCAGCCGGAGCCCCGGAUCUCCGCUCCGGUGCCCGCGGCCGCCCCGGAACAGGACACCCCAGGGACGGAGAGUAGGCGGAAAGAGGGGGGCCCCCCUGGCAGAGGGGCUUCUCCGGGGGUUCCCGGGGCGCCCCCGCAGAACCUCUCCUCGGCCCGAGCGGCCGAGAGGGGUUUCCCGGAGCCCGGGUUCCCGCCCGCCGAGCUGCCGUGGGACCGUCCCCUCCCCGAGGACGGCGCCGACCCCGCUUGGAAAGAGAGAGGAGAUGGCAAGGGCGGGAAGGUCCGAGGGCGGCCGGGGAAGGGCAGAGAGCGGCCGGACCUGCCCAUCCUGGCCCCGGAUGUCCCGGCGGGCCGGGAGACCCCGCUCCCGCGGGAGGGCUCCCCCCGGCGCGGCCCGAGGACGAGUCGGGGGCCGGGCUCGCCGCCCGCCCACCGAGCCCCGGAGAUCACGGCCGACCUCGUGGCCGCGCUGGUGGCGGACGGGCCGGCGGGGGGUCCCGGCUCUGGCCUAUCUAAGCAGCCCGGGCCUCUGGGGAGCGGAGGGGGCACGGGGCGGACCCCCGCCCCCACGGGUCAGGCGCCGACCCAGACAGGAGGGGAGGCGAGGAGUCUCGCCGACCCCCUCGCUGCAGGCCGGGCCAGGGAGAAACCUAGGAAGAGGGGCAGCGACGGGAGGAACAAAAAGUUCAAAGCCAGCGGCUCCCCGGAGGGGCCGCUCCGCGCCGCCGGCCCGCCCUUGCUCAGCCGGGAUGGGACCGGAAGCGUCCCCGGAGGCCGCCAGGAGUUUGGACUCGAGCCCCCGCGGGUCUCCGACCCCCGGGCUCCAGUUGACGGGAAAGUUCAGAGCGUCGAGGCCGGCUCCUCUGAGCCGCGGGAUCGCGGGGAGGAGGAAGCGGCCGCAGAUAGGGUUUCCGCCGCCGGGAAGACGACGGAGGCGAGCGUCCGGAACGAAGCCCCGGGGGCAGGGUCCGUUCCCGCCGGGCCCCCGGGGGAGAGCCAGGAGGACGCGAGACGGGGACGGGGCACGCCGGCCGGCAGGGCCGAGCCCGGGAGCAGCGAUGAGAAAAGCGGGAAGGGGAAAAGUAGUUCCUCUGAGCAGCCCGUCGUCCCAGCGGCCGAGGCAGGCGCCACCAAAGCGCAGGUCCCCAUGGCAACGGAGGCCGACCGCAGCCCCGAAGCCACGACCUGUGUAGAUGAGAACAGCAAUGUCACCCGUAGACGUCUGGGCCCACCGCUGUCCUGGGACAAGGAGCCGAACCCACCGGGGACCCGGCCCCUGUCCGGGGCAGAGAGCGGGGUCAGAGAGGCCUUUCCGGGGCCCCGGGCGGUUAGCGGGAGCGAGUCGGCCGAGGCUUCGAAGCCCACCGUCCCGGCAUCUGGGGGUAGAGAGGGCGCGAAAGAUGGGCGCGAGGCCCCCCGGGUCAGCAGGCCUCAAGUCCCCAGCCUAGCGGAGGCUCCGGCCCCCUCGCUGGCCUCGAGACCAGAUGGAAACGGAGGAGAGCGCCCGGCCGGCCACGAGACGGGGCGGCGGACCCCCCUCGGGGGCCCUGGGCUGCCGGGAAGUGAGGCGGGCCCCGGGCCCGAGGCCCGGUUAGGAGAGGCGGAUCGGAAAGUCAGAGAGGGCGGCUCCGGGGAGACGGAGCCCAAGGCGGGAGGUGGUGCCCCGGGGCAGCCGGAGGAGAAGGGGCCCCGGAGGGCGGAGCGGCAGGGCCGCCCCGGGGAAGGAGAAGGCCCCCCGGCGUCCCUCGGCCCGGCGCCCGAGCGGAGCAGGGCGGGACCGGGGGCGGCUCCGGGCGAGGGACCCGGAGAGCUCCGAACGGCGGGCGCCGAGGCCCCCGGAGCGUCGUCUCCGCCUCCUCCCACCGCUCCAGAAGGCCGGACCGGAGAACUCAGACCCGAAGCGGGCGACAAGGGCGCUCCCCCGGAGCCGCCGGGCCCCGGCCCGGCGCCCCAGACCUCGGCCCCCCGGCCCCCCGGCCCCAGAGAAGAGGCGCCGCGUCCCAAGGCGGCGGAGCCACCGGGGCCAAAGGCCCCAGGAGCCGGGAAGAGGGAAGAACGGGCUAAGGCGGCGGAAGGGCUGAAAGGCUACAUGCGGCCCACCAAGUCCCGAGGCCCGCCGCCCGCGCUGCCCAGACCCGCCGCCCAGGACCGCCAGAAGCCGAAACAGCCCAAGCCUGACGCCGAGGCCGAAGGCGCCCAGCCGCCGCCCGUGACCCUGCCCGGAAAUGACAUCACGGCUCCUCCGAACAAGCUGCUCCCCCCGAGCCCCGAGAAGAAAGCGAAGCCUUCGGCCACCGCUCCAUCGGCAAAGACCGCGACACCGAAAGCCAAACCGCUCACCUCCUCCUCCACCACCGCCACCCCUAAGCGGCCGGCUUCCACCCCUGGUGGUGCGAGCAAAAAGCCCAUGAGCCCCGCCCCAGGCCCGGCACCGGCCGCCACCCCCAAACGCCCGGCCACCACCACCGCGCGACCCUCCGCCCUGGCGCCGAGAGACGCCAAGCCAAAGGCCGUCGAUGCCAAGGUUCCCGAGAAGCGCACGUCGCUCUCCAAACCGGCCUCCGCCCCGGCCCCCAGGCCCGGCUCCAAGAGCGGCCCGACCACGCCCCGGGCCACCGCGGCCUCCUCGCCGGCUGCCGGGGGGCCGGCCGCCAGGAGCACCUCGGCCUCCCCUCCCAAGAGGCCCACCUCCAUUAAGACUGACGCCAAGCCCGCCGAGGCCAGGAAGACGACCACGAAGCCCUCUACAGACCUGAGCCGCCCCAAGAGCGCUCCCACGGGCUUGCUCAAGAGCGGCGUGCCCAGCACCCCUGCCGGGGGCGCUCCCCCUCCGCCGGGGGCGGCCGUCACCGGCCGCCCGAAGCCCAGGCCCGCCGCCGCCCGGCCCCCCGCCGCGGACCUGAAGAAGCCGGCCGGGCCCAAGGCCGCCCCGGCGAAGCCGAGCGCCGCGGCCCCCAGGCCGAGCCGCCCGCCCACCAGCCUGUCCGCCCCCGACCUGAAGAACGUCCGCUCCAAGAUCGGCUCCACGGACAACAUCAAGCACCAGCCGGGCGGAGGGCGGGCCAAAGUAGAGAAAAAAACGGAGGCAGCCGGUCCGGCGCGAAAGCCUGAGCCCAGCGCCGCCCCCGCCGCCACUAAAACCGCCUCCGCUCCCAAAGAGAGUGCGCAGAAACAGCCCAAUGGCAAAGUCCAGAUAGUCUUCAAAAAAGCCAACUACAGCCACGUUCAGUCCAAGUGUGGCUCCAAGGACAAUAUUAAGCAUGUCCCUGGAGGGGGGAAUGUUCCAAUCGCCCCCAAGCCGGCUUCCGGCAGCCGUGCCGCCCCGGCCCACAAACCGAACCCCAGCAGAGCCAGUGUGCAGAUCCAGAACAAGAAAGUCGACCUGUCCAAAGUGUCCUCCAGGUGCGGCUCCAAGGCCAACAUCAAGCACAAACCCGGGGGAGGAGACGUCAAGAUCGAAAACCAGAAGCUGAACUUCAAAGAGAAGGCCCAGGCCAAGGUGGGGUCCCUGGACAACGUGGGCCACCUGCCCGCGGGGGGCGCCGUGAAGAUUGAGUCCCACAGGCUGACGUUCCGGGAAAACGCCAAGGCCCGCACUGACCACGGAGCGGACGUCGUGUCCAAGCCCUCCGGCCUCCUCGCCGGCGGCCGGCCCCUCGGCUCCCCCGCCCCGUCCCCCCCGCUCCCCGGAGACCGGCCGGCCGCCCAUCCCUCCCGGCGGCGCCCGUGACUCCGCCCCGGGGGUGGCCGGGAGGGGCACGGGGAGCGCCCCCCGCCCCCGGGGAGAGCUCACCCUGCCCGCUCCCUCUCACCCCCGCGGAGGGGGCCGCUCCACCUCCCCGCCCUCCGGGGCCGGAGGCGGGAGCCUCGGCCGGGCCGGGGGGCCGACGACCCGGACGGAGCCCCGCUUCAACGAGCGCGGCCCCGGUACCCGAGGGCGGCAGCCGCGCGCCGCCCCGCCGCCCCCGCGCCCUCCCCCUCUCCCCCCUUUUGAUUUUCCUCAAAGAGAAAAGCGAGCAAAACCAAGAAAACUCUGUCCUUGCUGCUUCCCCCCCACCCGGUGUUCCUAUUUAAAUGAAAAAUGUAUAUUCCAAACCCACGGUAGGCGGUGUCGCCUCUUGACUUUACCUUGCAGUUUCUUCCGUGACGAAGUGUGGACGAUUCUCUUGUGCUUCAUAAACAGCCUCGGGUUAAGUUUCCUUUGGGGUCCUCCCUGCCGCCGUCCCCCGCCCCGUCCUCGAGCCGUAGGAGCGUAGAGACAUUAAUCGCCGCCGCCGUGCCGUAUUGACAUAUCCAGCAGGUGUAACUCUGUUCUCUUGUCUUUUGAUCUCCAACCGACGGAGCGAUCGAUUCGGAGGGAUUAAGCCAUGUCGGAAACGAGGGUCCCGAGCAGGUGCGGAAGGGAAGGUGGAAGGGUCUCCCCUCCGCCGGCGGGCCGGCCGCCGGGGCGCCCCCCCCGCCCCGCCGGCGGAGGGACCGUCCGGCGGAGGGUGAAGUCCAGGUGGACGAAGGGAAGACGGACGGUUUUUGACGCUGAGGGGUCGGUUUGCCGUGUGCGAGUUUGCGUUGGUGUUUUUGUGUCCGGUUUUUUUUCCCCCCCCUUUUUGAACGGAGGCCGAUCGGCGGGCAGUCUGUCCCGUGCCGACGGGAGGGAGGGAGAGGGGGCCGCCGGCCGCCUGCCGCGGGCAGGGCGGGCCCGGUGGCUCCGGGCGCCUAGACCGCCCCGGGCCCGUGGGCGAUGACACUAAUGACCGGUCCGAAACGAGGAAUUAACGCAGUGGGGAAAGGAUGGGGUCUGCCGAGGGAUUCGAGCUUCCUGAUUUCCAGGCCGGAUGGCCGCCUCGCCGACCCGGGGUCGGCGCCGACCCCUCCCCGCCCGCCGGAGGCGAAGAGGGGCAGGACCGCCUUCCCCGGGCCGGUGGGCGGGUGACACGUUCCCUCCCCGAGAAACUGACAGUAAUCUGGAAUCCCGGGAUCUGUAUUGACACACAAAGAUUCUUAUUGCACUUGUAUUUUUUAUAUUAAAGUUUGCAUGGUUUCUAAUAAAAUGGCAUUAAAAUGUAACGUAGUUGGCAUUGAAAUGGUCUGGCAGUCCAAGCGCUUGCUCCUCCCGAGAGCCUUAACGCAGCCGGGCAGACUUGCGAUGAGGAAAAAGAGUUGGCACCCGCUUCUCUGCCGGGGCCCGGGCACCCACGCCAGCCGUGCGCCUGCGUGCCACAGGAAGGACCUUCGGUGGUCCGGGGCCGCUCCUCUUCUCCACCCCCUCCUCCCGCUCCCCCGGGGCUGCCGCUCCGAGAGCCGGCGACCUCAGGGGGCCGGGCCUCCCCCGGGACGAGCCUCUGCCUCAGUUGGACCGGUUGGGGACUGGAGGGGUGCGGAGAAGCUGGACACCCGCUGGGGUCGGACCCCUGCCGGGUGAUGCCCGUCUUUAGCGGAGGGAGGGUUGUGGGGGAGGGCACGAAGGCCUGCCACGACACUUCCCCACUAGUCUGUGGAGACGGGAGCCGCUCGAAGUGGAGAGGCUCCGGCCUUCGACGCUUGUCCCGCUGGGCAGAGUAGCCGGGCCCUCUCUGCCGACCCCUUUGCCUCGGAGCUUGCCCGGACGGGCACUGAGGGGAACCGAAACCGGGGAGGGUGUUUGUGCCGGAUGCCCUGGUGUUUGGUGGACGGCGUUUUUUUUCCCCCCCGCCCCUGGCGGGUGAGGCUCGCCUGGGCUACGGAGCGAUUUCCCCUCCCCUCCCCCCGGGGUGGCACCGGGUGCCCCCGGGGAGCUAGCGGGGAGCGGUGCAGCCCUCUAGACCACACCGUGGGUCCCGGGUCCCGCGCCUGCCGCGGCAGAGCCGUGCCCGGGGCAGCCUAGCGGGCGGCAGGGGGGCCGGCGGCGUGUUUCCCUGUUUAGUGCUUGUGCCCGUUGGCUCCACCUCCCUCACCUCUGGCCUGUACUGAGCACCGAGUCCCGCUGUGACGUUGUGAUUCUUUCAUUGUAAAAGUUUGAAAAUAAAGCUUCUCCGUGUUCCA
Molecule: messenger RNA, 9173 nt
Organism: Ornithorhynchus anatinus (platypus)
Lineage: Eukaryota; Metazoa; Chordata; Mammalia; Monotremata; Ornithorhynchidae
Gene: MAP4
Product: microtubule associated protein 4
Exons: 22
Coding region: 16-6885 (2289 amino acids)
Biological process (GO): microtubule cytoskeleton organization; neuron projection development
Cellular component (GO): neuron projection
Molecular function (GO): microtubule binding
Source: RefSeq, a predicted model, not a curated record